Molecule: messenger RNA, 3204 nt
Organism: Pestalotiopsis fici W106-1
Lineage: Eukaryota; Fungi; Ascomycota; Sordariomycetes; Amphisphaeriales; Sporocadaceae
Exons: 1
Coding region: 1-3204 (1067 amino acids)
Biological process (GO): GPI anchor biosynthetic process
Cellular component (GO): endoplasmic reticulum membrane
Molecular function (GO): mannose-ethanolamine phosphotransferase activity
Source: RefSeq, a predicted model, not a curated record
AUGCCGACCCGUGAUGCUCGCCCGAAAGCGCCCUCUGCCGAAUACAAGGCCAUUGCAGCUCAAUUCGCCCGAGCGAAAAGGUUGAAAGAGCUCGAGGAAGCUCAGAAGCGGGACAAUUCCGCCUCCUCCGGAAAGGCGCGCGACAAGGAAGCCGAGAAACAACGUCUUGCCCUCGAGGCUCGACGCAAGGCCGCCUAUGGAAGCCGCUUCAAUUGGACGUUGAGCUUCUGGGUGUGGAUGCUCUGCAUCCAUGCAGUUGGCAUAUACCUGUUCACAAGCGGGUUCCUCUUGGCUCGGCUGGUCCUCGAGGAGCAAUCAGAGUGCGCCACGCCCCCCGUCGAGCCCCUGAGCAAAUGGAAUGGUCAAGGCACGGUGGAAGGAGGCUGUUGGCACCCCAAGUCAUUUGACAAGGCUGUCGUUGUCGUAAUAGAUGCCCUCAAGUAUGACUUCACUGUCCCUGUGGAGGAUAGCAAGGCCGAAGUCUACCACAACGCCUUCCCCUUCCUUUAUGAGACCUCCAAGAAGUCGCCCAAUAAUGCCGUCUUGCUUCCUUUCAUUGCCGAUCCGCCAACAGCCACCUUGCAAAGACUCAAGGGGCUCACAACCGGGACGUUGCCCACAUUCAUUGAUAUCGGUAGCAGCUUUGGCGGAACUGCAAUCGAAGAGGACAACAUUCUGAAGCAGCUCCGGGGACUCGGCAAGAAAAUCGCCCAUCUCGGUGAUGACACAUGGACUGCCUUGUUUCCUGGAUAUUUUGAGUCAAAUAUUAGCCGAGCAUAUGACAGCUUCAAUGUCUGGGACUUGCAUACCGUCGACAAUGGUGUCCUCGAGCAUAUUUUCCCGCUCUUGCAAUCGGAUAAAAAGGGCGAGUGGGAUGUGCUGAUUGGUCAUCUCCUCGGAGUCGACCACGCCGGCCAUCGAUAUGGCCCUAGCCAUGCUGCCAUGACUGCAAAGCUCCAGCAGAUGGACAUGUUUGUGCGGGACCUCGUGCAUAAUAUUGACGAUGAUACCCUCCUCGUAGUAAUGGGAGAUCAUGGCAUGGACGGAAAGGGUGACCACGGCGGAGAAAGCGACGAUGAAGUUGAGGCUGCCUUGUGGAUGUAUUCAAAAAGACCGGUAUUUGGUCGAACAAAGCCCGAGUAUGUGACGCCUCCGGCAACGGCCAAAAUCCGCCCAGUCAAUCAAAUCGACCUCGUUCCCACCUUGUCUCUAUUGCUAGGCAUUCCCAUUCCCUUCAACAACCUGGGUCGGCCAAUAGAAGAGGCAUUUGCUGGACAAAAAGGUAACUCGUGGAGUAACCUGGCCGCGGUCACGAGACUGGCCUCGGCUGGCAUUAAAAGAUAUCAGGCUUCUUACUUUGCUGCUCGUGGUAUCGAGCAGAGUACCCAGACAGGAAGCCCUGCUGAACUUUGGGAGACGGCCAACGCCAGUGCCCAAAAAGGCCACAAGGUCGCCGAGGCGACCUACGCUUCGUUUGUGCAGUUUCAAGAGGAAACGUUGAGACUAUGCAAAGACCUGUGGGCCCGCUUCGACGUUCCCAGAAUGAUCAUGGGCAUUGCGGUCAUGGCUCUCGGCGUCGUAGCUCUCCUCGUAUAUGUCUCCAGGGACGACGAUGAAGAGUUUGCUGUUCUCGACGAUAUGGAGCUUGAUUUUGCCGAAAAGAGUCUGGAGCUGCUGAACGAGCAAAAUGGCUCGACUACGCCUUCUUAUGAAAACCUCGAGAAAAGUCUCAUCAAGUUGGGUUCCCUUGGCGCUCUACUCGGGACGGGCUCAGGAGUCGGAUACGUUUUGGUUACGGGCUCGCAAGAUUGGCCCAUCGCAGCUGCUGGCGCCGCUUGUGGCAGCAUUGUUGCAGUCAUCAUUUCGCUAUUUGGACUUGGUAAGAGCAUAGUCAACAUCUUUCCAACCACAUUCUGGGGCUGGCUUUCUAUCAUUUUCACAGCCAGCCAAUCGAUCGGAUUCGCGGCAAAUUCUUACACCAUUUGGGAAGACUCAAUCUCUCUCUUCUUCCUGUCUACCUUUGGCCUGGCGUCUGCAGUCGCUGCCCUCCGGCGCCCUACGAUUGUGGAAAGAUCAUUGGGUAUCUACCACUCUGUCAUCUUUGUUCUUCUCGGACGUCUUGCCUCGUUCUCAAAACUUUGCCGAGAAGAACAAAUGCCAUACUGCACAUCAACCUAUUAUGCAUCUGCUAAUUCUUCCACUCCUGCGCCGUGGCAACUGAUCGUGCCAUAUGCCGUGCUCCUCAUUCUACCAACCGUGGUAAAGGGGUAUCUUGUCCCGUCACGUUCUUUCGAAGGCCUUGCACCCGUCUGGGUCAAUUUUGUGUUCCGCGGUGGCCUCUUCUUUGCCGCGGCGUACUGGUCAUUGGAUGCUGCUAAUAACGCCCAAUGGUUCCCCCUUGUUACCGAGGAGACCUUCAAGACAAGUCAAGUUCUAGUGGCUCAGACUGCGCUGGCAAUCGCUUUUAUAGCCGGCACAACGGCAUUUAUUUGGGCACCUCCUUGUGUCUCUAUCAUCACGACAGCCGCCAGCAACGCACGCCGCGCCCAGGUUACGGUGUUGGGAUACGGCAAUGCCAAUGGCGCACGCUACUUGCUCCUGGUCCUCAACUUUGCAGCAGCAUGCAUCUUGCUCUCCAAGCCUAUGGGAGCUGGCGCACUGGCUCUGAUGUUGUGGCAAAUACUAUCCUUGAUUGAGAUCAUUGACUUGAACGCAAUGAGCUCUGAGACCAUUGGUCCAACUACGCUUGCUCUGCUUGGAAACUUUCAUUACUUCAAGACUGGCCACCAGGCUGCCUUGUCUUCCCUUCAGUGGGACAGUGCAUUUAUCCCACUCAAGACGGUGCGGUAUCCUUGGUCGCCCAUCGUGGUGGCUCUGAACACUUAUGCCGGCCAGAUCCUCGCUUGUGUUGCUGUACCACUGCUUGUGCUAUGGAAGACAAAUCCCAAACGCAAGGCGGUUCUUGAGAGCACCACGAGGGCUUUGGGUGUCUUUGUUGCAUAUUAUGCUGUACAAAGUCUGGCAACCAUGGCUUGGGCGGGCCACCUGCGACGUCACUUGAUGCUCUAUCGAGUCUUUAGCCCGAGAUUCAUGAUGGCUGCUUCACUGCUCCUCGUGAUCGAUCUGGUGGGCAUUGCGGUGACAAUGACUGGCGUGAGGACCAACACUCUGGCUAUCAGCGAGGUCUUUGGCUGGGCAGAAUAG